This is a messenger RNA of Oldenlandia corymbosa var. corymbosa, 3300 nucleotides long. The record is from the annotation of a GenBank genome assembly. Lineage: Eukaryota; Viridiplantae; Streptophyta; Magnoliopsida; Gentianales; Rubiaceae.
CGAUGCAUGGUUCCUCAUCAGUGAGAAUCAACAGACAAACAGUGCCCAGAUUCCCCUCUGUCUCUGUCUCUCUCUCUCUCUCUCUCUCUCUCAAACCUAAUAGUAAUUUCUUUCUCCUCAUUUUCUUCGCAUUACCCGAAACAGUAAAACACCUCUCUGUAACCCAACCAACUUCUGUUUUUCAUUGAGACCCUCAAAAAGUUGCAUACCACUGUUCAUAAAAUGCAUGAUAUAGUCAUUAAAAAUAAAUUUGUGCUUUUUAAUUAGUUAUAUUUUUAUGCUUCAAAUCAAAUUCUUUUUUUCCCACAUUUCUGUCAGCCCAUUUUCACGGCAUUUCUUCGUUUGUAGAAAAACAGAGCUUUGUAUGACUGUAUCUAUGGUCGAUUGAGCGGCUUGAACCCAGUGUGAAACAGAAACCCCCCCAAAAAGCUAGAAACUUAGGUUUAAAGUCAUUUUUCCAGGUGGGUUUUUUUUUCUUCUUCUUUUUUUUUUUCUCCCUUCAUCAAAAGGAAAGUGGACUCAAGUGGGUUUUUAUAGUGUGCUCCUUUUGUGGUUGUUUUGCAUUUGCUCUCUCUUUGGAUUUCCAAGUUGAGAUUUUGAGGGAAGUGGCUGGCUUUUUAAGGUUUUGAUUCUGGGUCCAGCUAAAUUUUCAUUGCCUUUGGCAGUAUUUCGUUUCUGGCAUUUAGGUUAAUUUCAGAGAAGUGUUGUUAGUUUGUUAAUCCAAGCCAAAUUGCCUGUAUGAUUCUGUCUAAAGAGGGAUUUUAGUUUCCCCAAAGACUUUACCUUUUCUUGUCUGUUUAGGGAAAGUGGAAAUUUUUGUUGGUUACUUUUCAUGAACUUGUAUGCUUGAAUUGGUGUGAAGAAAAAAAUGGGGAUAGUAAACUCAAAAGGGGAGAAGACUGAAGCAUUAAGGCUCUGCAAAGAAAGGAAAAGAUUCAUUAAACAAGCUAUUGAUUCCAGAUAUGCUUUAGCUGCUGCUCAUGUUGCCUAUGUUGAAUCUUUGAAAAACAUUGGCAUUGCUCUUAGGAGGUAUGCCGAGGCUGAAUUCCUCAUUGAAUCUUCUCUGUCUGCUUCAGCCGCUGAACUUGACAAAACCCCAUCACAUUUUUCAUAUCCAUCCCCCUCCCCAUCUCAUGUUGGUGGCGUUUCAGACUCCCCUGUUCUGAAUGGGAGCCCCCUUUCGCCUCCCGCCGCCAGGAUGAGUUACAUGAUGUCUGGUGGAACUAGUGCUGUGACUGUUAGGAUGAGUCCAACUUUGCCUAGGAACAUGUAUCUGAAUGACAGUGAUUUUUCAAGACCAUUACCACCUCCACCCCCACCUCCUGAUGUAGGAUCUCAUUGGGAUUUCUUUGACCCUGGUGAUGAUUCUGAGAGCUUCAGGUUUGUGGGAAGCACCAGUUUCCCUCAGGAUUUAGAAUCUGUGAACAUGAAUGGGAAACAGAGUGAAAGGGUUGAUGAUUUCGAUGCCAUUAAUGCUAGUGAUGAAGUGGUUGUGACGCCGAAAUCAGACUCACGAAACAAUUCAAAAUUGGUUGUGUACAAUGGGAAUCAGCCUACACCUCAAAGAAGUCAGAGUGAUGGCCAGGCAGCAGUUAAAAUUGUGAAUAGCGGCUCUGUUGGAACAUUAACAGGCAAAGCAGGCUUAGAGCCGGGUUCCAGGAUGGAUAAGUCUGCGGUGGACAAGGAUGUGUGUGCUGAAAGAGAGGAUCCUUCAGAGUUUAUAACUCAUAGGGCUAAAGAUUUUCUUUCUAGCAUAAAGGACAUUGAGCACCGGUUCUUCCGAGCGUCUGAAUCAGGAAAGGAAGUUUCCAGGAUGCUUGAGGCAAAUAAAAUCCAUGUCGGGUAUGCGGAUGCUACAGGUAAAUCGCCUAUUGGAAUUUAUUUGGCUUCUCUCAAAUUAGCUUUCUGCAGUGGUAAAAGUUCAAACGUAACUGAUGAUCCUGAACAAACUGCAACGAAGGUUAUUACAUGGAAGCGGACAACAUCAUCAAGGUCCUCCUCUUCGAGGAAUCCUCUAACUUCAGGAUCCAAGGAUGACAAUGAUGAUAGUGGGAGUGAAUUCAUGGAAGAGUUCUGCAUGAUUUCUGGAAGCCAUUCCUCUACCUUGGACAGACUUUAUGCUUGGGAGAGGAAGUUGUAUGACGAAGUGAAGGCUAGUGAAUCGAUUCGGAAGGUUUAUGACAGCAAGUGCAACCAGCUUAGGCACCAAUUUGCCAAGGAUCUUAGUGCCCAAGUAAUUGAUAAAACCAGGGCUGUGGUCAAAGAUCUGCAUUCACGGAUUACGGUUGCGCUUCAUUCUGUUGAUUCAAUUUCGAAGCGGGUUGAGAGAAUGAGGGAUGACGAAUUGUUGCCACAAAUUCUAGAACUUAUUCAGGGACUGAUAAGGAUGUGGAAAGUUAUGCUUGAAUGCCAUCACACACAGUAUAUAACUAUCUCAUUGGCAUACCAUUCGAAAACCUCGGCAGGGACUCCUCAAGGGGACGCACAGAAGCAAAUUAAAUUGCAACUGCAGGAGGAAGUAGAAUGUUUUGGCUUGAGUUUUGCCGAUUGGAUCAACAGUUUCACAUCAUAUGUGGAAGCUCUAAACAGUUGGCUACAGAACUGCAUUUUACAACCACAAGAACGAACCAAGAGCAGGCGAGUGUUCUCUCCUCGUCGAGUUUUGGCACCUCCAAUAUUUGUUCUCUGUCGUGACUUGUGUGCUGGUAUGAAGUCUUUGCCAUCAGAAGAACUCAGUGACGCAAUCAGAAUCCUCUUAUCUGAUCUUCGCAAUUCAAUUGAAAGUCAGCCUGAGGAGCUAGAAAAGAAAGAAGCAACGCCUGAACCUGGCAACAUUGAAGAAUCAGAGAGCAACAACAAUGAUGAGAAGAAUGCCGACAGACCUCCCAAUUUGAACAGCUUACAAACAAGCUUGACCAAGGUUUUCGACAGGCUAACAAAGUUUUCCGAGUCUUCAGUGAAGAUGUAUGAAGAUGUUAAGCAGAAAUGUGACACGGCUCGAAAUGCAUAUUUAAAUUAUAGGCCACCACCAAGAUCAUAUACCAUAUGAAGUGCAUCCGUGUAGGAUCUUGUAUAAUUCCCAGAUUGAUCUCAUAUAUCCUUCUUUAUGUAUCCCUUCCAGUCAUUAACAGAAGCGGGUAGAAUCUACUGUUUAGAUAGCUUAAAUAGAAGAAGCUGUCAUUUACUUUCCAAGCUGAUUGAUAAAUAUUAUUAGUUGGAAGAAAAUUUUGAUCAUUUUGAGGAGCCACAAUGGUACCAAGUAUUGAUAGCCUCUGGUUGUGUCUCAGUAUUUGUGUACUU